AUGAGCCCUUCUGGGCGGAGGAUGGACGAAGCGAGCCAGCAGUGGGGGGCUGCCUCCGGCAAGCACCUCCUGCUCCCUGGGAGAAGAGGGUCACCCGGCAGGCGUCUGGGUAGCAGCGGCGCCGGGGCGCAGCGCACCCUGCUCGGGCUCUUCAUGCACGCGUGGCUGUGGACGACCUCGAGCUCAUCCGCCCAGGUGUUCAACCUCAGCCUUUCUGUGGACGAGGGGCUUCCCCCGGACACUUUGGUCGGCGACAUCCGCGCGGGGCUGCCCAUCGCGCAGCAGCAGGAGGGGGGCGGCUUCUUUCUGUCAGAGGACUCAGACGACUCCCCGCUGCUAGAGGACUUCCACGUGCACCCGGACACCGGCAUGAUCCGCACCGCGCGGUGCCUGGACCGCGAGCAGCGGGACCACUACAGCUUCGUGGCCGCCACCCUGCUGGGUGCCGUGGUGCAGGUGGAGAUCCACGUAAACGACGUGAACGAUCACUCGCCCCGUUUUCCCCGCGACUUCCUGCAGCUCGACGUCUCUGAGCUCAGCCCUUCUGGUACCGCCUUCCGCCUGCCAGGUGCCCAUGACCCCGACGCCGGGCUGUUCAGCACACAGGGCUACACCCUGGUGCAAAUGUCCGACCUUCCCGGGGACCUCGCAGGACCGUUCUUCGAGUUGCGCUAUGGGAACCCGGGGCCACCGCUGCCUGCCCUGCUGGGCUCCUCGUCCCCCCUGGAGCCCCUGGACCUGGUACUGCUGCGACGCCUGGACAGAGAGGCGGUGGCGGCGCACGAGCUGCAGAUUGAGGCUUGGGACGGCGGCCAUCCUCGGCGUACUGGCCGCCUGCGGGUGGAGCUCCGCGUACUGGAUGAGAACGACAACCCGCCAGUUUUCGAGCAGGAAGAGUACCGUGCCUCUGUGCGUGAAGACGCCCCACUAGGCGCAGAGGUCUGCCACGUGCGCGCCACCGACCGCGACCUGGGGCCCAACGGCCAUGUGCGCUACCGCCUCCGCGCCCGCCAAGCGCAGGGUGUGGGCGGGGAGACUAUGUGCGACGCGGCCUACUUCGCUGUGGAGGAGCUGAGCGGCGUGGUGCGAGUGCGGAGGCCGCUGGACCGCGAGGCGCACGCCUGGCACCAGCUGGUAGUCGAGGCCCGUGAUGGUGGUACAGAGCCUGAGGUCGCCACUGUGCGCGUGUCCAUCGCGGUGCUGGACGUGAAUGACAACCGACCUGUCAUUCACCUGCUCUUCCUCACUGAGGGCGGCGUAGCCCGCGUCUCCGAAGGCGCCAGACCCGGCGACUACGUGGCUCGUGUCUCGGUGUCGGACGCGGACGGCGACCCGGAGAAGGAAGAGGAGGCUGCUGGGGAGCUUGAUGUGAGCCUUGGAGGCGGAGGCAUUUCUCUGUCCUUGGAGGGCGGGGAGGGAGCUUUCGCACUGAGAGCCGGCGGCGCCCCGAGGGUAUUUUUUCUUUGCGUCCAGGGGUCUCUGGAUAGGGAGAAUCGCGACCUAUAUGAGUUGCGACUGGUGGCCACGGACGCGGGGUCCCCCCCUCUGAGCACCGAAGAGAUACUGCUGCUCCGAGUCGCCGACCUCAACGACCAGCCGCCGCUGUUCAGCCAGGAGCACUACUGGGCGUCAGUCUCAGAGGCCGCGGUCCCUGGCACUUCCGUGGUGUUGGUCAGCGCCUCCGAUGCAGAUGAGCCUGGCACGGAUCGCUCCCGGCUGCGCUAUGCCUUGGCCCAACCCCCGGGUCGCUGUAUUCUAGAGGUUCUGUCGCCCUCAAUGGAGUGCGGACCGUACUUCACCAUUGAUCCUGAAAGCGGUGUGAUCAGCACCAUGCGGACUCUAGAUCGAGAGGUCCAGGAGACAGUGCAACUGAAAGUGGUGGCUCAGGACCUCGGAGAGCCUCCGCUCUCUGCCACCUGUCUGGUGAGCAUCACCGUGGAUGAUGUUAAUGACAACGAACCCAUCUUCUUGAGGCAGGUGUACAAUGCCACUCUUGCGGAGCAUACCCCAGUAGGACACUGCUUUCUGCAGGUAAGCGCAUCAGGCCUGUGGAUCAACUGGGAAGCCACAGGGGAUGUUGGAGAAGUUGUGAGUAUGUCCAAAGAAGUAGAAUUGUGA
Messenger RNA from Orycteropus afer afer, 2118 nucleotides. Lineage: Eukaryota; Metazoa; Chordata; Mammalia; Tubulidentata; Orycteropodidae. The record is from RefSeq and is a predicted model, not a curated record.